Molecule: messenger RNA, 2392 nt
Organism: Cynoglossus semilaevis (tongue sole)
Lineage: Eukaryota; Metazoa; Chordata; Actinopteri; Pleuronectiformes; Cynoglossidae
Gene: kif6
Product: kinesin family member 6
Exons: 19
Coding region: 143-2038 (631 amino acids)
Biological process (GO): microtubule-based movement
Molecular function (GO): microtubule binding; ATP binding; microtubule motor activity
Source: RefSeq, a predicted model, not a curated record
UAAUGGCACCAUCUUUGCCUACGGUCAGACAGGAAGUGGGAAAACCUUCACCAUCACAGGAGGAGCUGAGCGUUACAGCGAUCGAGGGAUUAUCCCCCGCACGCUGUCGUACCUGUUCGACUGCUUCAGCCAGGACAGCAGUAUGAUUUACACCACCAACAUCUCCUACCUGGAGAUCUACAACGAGCUGGGAUAUGAUCUCCUGGACUCCAGACGUGAAGCUUCUCGACUGGAAGACUUACCGAGGGUCUCCAUCAUGGAGGACGCAGACCAGAACAUCCAUCUCAGGAACCUGUCUCUGCAGCAGGCGGGAAACGAGGAAGAGGCCCUGAACCUGCUCUUCCUCGGAGACACCAACCGUAUGAUUGCAGAGACUCCCAUGAACCAGGCCUCCACUCGAUCGCACUGUGUUUUCACCAUGCACCUGUGCAGACGGGAACCCGGUUCAGCCACCGUGCGGCGCUCUAAGCUGCACCUGGUGGAUCUGGCUGGUUCAGACCGGGUCAGCAAGACCGGCCUGUACGGGCAGCAGCUGACGGAGGCCAAGUACAUCAACCUGUCCCUGCACUACCUGGAGCAGGUGAUCAUUGCCUUGUCAGAGAAGAACCGCUCCCACAUUCCCUACAGGAACUCCAUGUUAACAUCCGUGCUCAGGGACAGUCUGGGGGGCAACUGCAUGACCACCAUGAUCGCCACCAUGGCGAUAGACAAGAGGAACGUCGACGAGUCCAUCUCCACGUGUCGCUUUGCUCAACGCGUGGCUCUCAUUAAGAACGAGGCCGUAUUGAAUGAGGAACUGGAUCCUGCUCUGCUAAUCGCUAACCUGAAGAGGGAGAUCCAGGCUCUGAGGGAAGAGCUGGCCAUGGUGACGGGAGAACAGAGGAGUGAGCAGCUGACCCUGGAGGAGAUCCACAGGUUAGAAGAAUGUGUCAAAGCCUUUCUGGACGACCCUGAUCCAGCUGUGACACUGUUACUGGGUCCAGACAUGAGAAGAAUCCAGUUCUGUUUCUCUCUGUUUAAGAAAAUGGUUCUGAACCAACGAGGAGCAGCUGAUGAACACGGCGACAGGAAGCAGUCGGCAGCGGGAACCGCAGAUGAAAAUGGAAUUCAAGACAACCAUCACAGUGCGGAGCAAGUCAUCACUCUGAAGGAGACGCUGAGUCAGCGGGACAAUGAAAUCAGUGUCUUAGUGAAGAUGCUGAAGAAGGAGAAGAAGAAGGUCCAGGACGCUGCUGCCCGGCUGGUUGACCUCACUGGCCAAAGGUCAACCGUCCAGGUUGACCCUCCAACAGCCUCUACAGAACCACCGACGGACGACGCAACCGAUGUGGUCUCCACCACCAACGGAGGACGAGCCGUUCAGUACAUGAAACGAGGUCCACAGCUGUCCAUGGGUCAACAGGAGGCCUUUGAGACCUUCAUGAAGGACCAUGAUGACCAUCUGACCAUCGAUGACAACAAGAACCUCCUGAAACAGAGGUCAGCUGAGGCCAAAGGACUGGGGUCCAGACUGAGUGAGUCCAGAACCAGAAUCAAUGAACUGAAGAAGCAGCUGGAAACCAGGAGGAGACAGAGAGCGGCUCAAGGUGUGACGGGGAGCCCCCCAGAGGCUGAGGAGGGGGAGGACGCCCUGGAGGAAACCCUGUGCAGACAGAUCACACAGGAGAAACAAUCAUACAAGAGCGUCGUUGGCCGUUUGAAGGCCCUCAGGACAGAGAUUGAGCAUCUCCAGCUGUUGUUGGAGAAGACCAAGGUGAAGAUCCAGAGGGACUUCAGGCAGUGGUGGAGCCACUGGGGGGCGCCGCAUGUGGAGGAACCAAAGUCUGAGGCCACAGCUGCUCGUCAUCACACCGUGUCACCACCGGGGGCGUUAGAGCCGUGUUCGCCCAUCACUCCAGGAAUAAAGUCCCUGUCCAGUACCAGACUGACCCCCUCCUCCAUCCCACUGACUGGAGACCAGCAGACUGACGCUGACAUCAUGGCCUUCAUCAGAGCCAGACAGAACCUCCUCCACAGAACAGCCUCUCCUCAGCCGUGAACAACCGUCCGACCGUCAGGGUCACGUGACCGCGUGGUCCCGGUGGAUUCAACAAAACUGUUGAGUCUCAUCAGGAAGAGACGGAUCCAACACGUGGCACACUGCUGUGUUUAUUCCUGACACACACACACACACACACACACACACACACACUCCGACUGAAGAUGAUUCCAUCGACGCAUGAAUCACAGGCUGUUUGACUUGAACAAAUGUUGUCUUUAGAUAUGAGAGGACGGAGCCGACCAGGGGGAACCAUCUGCUCUAAUGAAACACUACCCUCUGGACACACACACACACACACACACACACACUUCAUUAAAAAACAACAAAGCCAUUUUUGUACAAUGAUGUAAA